AUGUAUUAACAGGAGAGUUAUAGGAAAGCUAAUCAUUAUCUCGUCUAAAGACCAAAGUAACCUGAUAUUCAAUCGAAAUAAUUAAAUCAACCCUCGAUCACUACUAUACGUCAGAUCUUAGAAGUAAUACGUUCAAAGGAGAGAAGCAAUAGUUAGAUAAAAUACAUAAAAACAACAACAGGAUAAGAAAAAAAGGAAGAAAAUCAUUCACCACAGGUACUUCUCACUUCAAACUAAGAAUCCAAUUAUCAUAGUGGAUCUAUUGUAUCUAAACUUUUAAGAUUAAAUAAAAUCACUCGAAAUAAAACUUAAGUUACACCUAUUUAAUAUAAUUUUAUAGAUAGAAUUGUUGAACACAAUAAGAAAAAAACAGAAAUCUAAUCUGAGCGAAAUUCGCCUUUGAGGAUUCGAAAAAAUAUCCCCUCUAUGGAGUUUUAAUUGUCAACCUAAAUGCUAAUUUUGGAGAGUCAGAAACAAAACAACAACACUAAUUUGACUGAAAGACAAUUUUUCAUUCAAAAACCAAGAGUAUUAGAAUCUAUUUAGCAUAAACAAAGCAAGAGCAUAUAGAAUUAUCUUUCUCAUCAUUAAAAUAUGCAAACUGAAUAAGCAAGUCCAACCCUAAGGAGUUUAAAUAAAACGAGUUAUCAAUGCGAAUAAACAAAAAGUACGAAUAAAAUUAGAAAUGAAAAGAUUGACAAGUAAAUCUAACUAAUUAGGAAAGUAAGUGGCUGGACUAUUUAAAGCCAAGAUAGUGUUCAAACACCUUUCUGA
Molecule: messenger RNA, 774 nt
Organism: Paramecium octaurelia
Lineage: Eukaryota; Ciliophora; Oligohymenophorea; Peniculida; Parameciidae
Source: the annotation of a GenBank genome assembly